Messenger RNA from Cadophora gregata, 2409 nucleotides. RefSeq lists its product as uncharacterized. Bases 1 to 2409 code for a protein of 802 amino acids. Gene Ontology annotation, molecular function: FAD binding. The transcript has 4 exons. NCBI's taxonomy places the organism in Eukaryota, Fungi, Ascomycota, Leotiomycetes, Helotiales, Ploettnerulaceae. The record is from RefSeq and is a predicted model, not a curated record.
AUGGCCCAGCAAAAAGCGGCGGAUCGCCUUCGUGUGAUAAUUGUUGGAGGUUCGAUUUCUGGGCUGACACUGGCUCACUGUCUCGAGCUCAAUCCCAAUGUCGAGUACGUUCUUCUGGAGGGUAGGGAUGACAUCCAUCCAGAAGUCGGCGCAUCUAUUGUGAUUCUCCCGAAUGGUUCGCGCAUUCUCGACCAAUUGGGACUUUUAGACGAUGUUUUGGAAGUUCAAGAGUCUUUGGUACAGACCCUGACCUGGACUGAGAAAGGCGAGCUCUUGGCUAGCAGUGAUGCGCCAGCUUUGAUGAAGAAGAGGACCGGAUAUGCUAUGGCCUUUUUGACUCGUCGCAAUCUGUUGAAAGUUCUGUAUUCCAAUAUCAAAGAUAAGAGCAAAGUCUUGACCUCAAAGCGCGUGACCGAUGCUCAGGUCUCGAAGUCCGGAGUUGUCGUUACAUGCAAAGAUGGCUCGUCUUAUGAUGGCGAUAUUGUUGUCGGGGCAGACGGCGUUCAUAGCGCUGUGCGUGGCAUGAUGCAAGAAUAUAUUGAUUUAUUGCAACCUGGAGCUGCUGAGAAAGAUAGGAACAGUAUCUCGGCCGAAUAUACCUGCAUCUUCGGGCUUGGAAAGUGGCCUGACGGUAGCGCAUUGACUGUUGGCGAUUCCCACAGAACAUAUGGUAAAGACCACUCAACAUUGUCAUUCGUUGGAAAAGACAAUGUACUUUACUGGUUCUUGUUUUCGAAGCUCGAUAAGAGAUAUCAUGGAAAGGAGAUGCCUCAAUUUUCCACAGAAGAUAUGGUUGACGGAGUCAAACCAUUCACGAACAUGCCGAUGACUCCUGAACUUACGUUUGGCAAGGUCUGGGAGGCCCGAACGUUUGCAAAUAUGGCAUGCCUUGAAGAGUCCCAGAACGAGAAUUGGGUCGCGGAUCGCAUGGUCUGUAUCGGAGAUUCUACUCACAAGGUCAGGGGUAACGCAGCGAUCGAAAGUGCAGCCGCUUUUGCAAAUCACAUUGCUAAGCUACCUCGGAAUCCUUCCCAGGCUACGAUCCGCAAAGUCCUCGACGACUUUUACAUCAAGCGAAACUCCCGUGUCAACUUGGUGUGUGAUGUUGCGAAUAAGCUGACUCGGAUCGAAACACUCGAUACUAUUGGAGACAAGAUUAUGGCACUGUACGUAGUGCCAAAGUUGGGGGAUGCCCUUUGGGAUCUGACUUGUGAGACCAUCAUGGGAGCAGAGAGUAUCGAGUCUCUGCCAUUGCCAGCACGAUCGCAAGAAUCAACCAUGGCAUGGGAUCCUGAGACUGGCAUUGGAAAGAAGGAGAGCGUUUUGACGAGAGCGUUGUGGGCAUUGCCACUGUUAGGUGUAACAUAUGCCUGCCAGAAAACCAUGUGGCAGAGCAUCAGCAAGCUCACACCGUUGGCUGCAAAUGCAGGAAGCCUGAAUUUGGGUCAAGGUGUUGUGACAACACUUGUCUCCAAGUUUUUCAGCAUUUCCGUUCUCGACAGCGUGCUUUCCAAACUCGUUGGUCUCUUCACCCCAGCCAUCUCAGGCUUAGAUCCCGUAGGCAGGCUCCAAGCCAUUGCCUUCCUUGCAGAUAUGGUCCCCGUUCAGACCAUCUGGCUCAUUGAGUCCAUCCGACGUGGUAAUCUCACUACAACAUCUUACCUGCUGCACACUCUACUUUCUGCAUCAUACCAAGUCAAGGGUCUUGGUUUCAUCGCUCCGAUCUACUAUUUCCUUCACUACGUUCAGUCGCCGCUGUCGAUGUACGCUGCGCCAGACAAUCGUCUCACAAACAUGGCUUCUGCCAAGGUCAUCAUCCCCACCAUCGCAACAUCAUUUAUCCUCCCAUCAGUCGCUAUGCUUGCAGCUCCUGGAAUAGCCAACAGGCAAUGGAUCAACGGCAUCUUCUUCCAACCAUUUCCACUUUACGCAGCUCUCAUCCACCGUCUCUUGGUCAAGAUUGUCAAGGACACAACCCAAGUAGACAGGAUAGAGAACGUGACAGCGGAUAUGAACUGGCUUCGACUCGCGUAUGGGUUCGCAACAGCGACUGCUGCCGCUGCUUACCUGUACGUGACAUUGAAAUCGCCGGUGUCGCUGAUGGAGGUGUUUUUCAAGGGUAUUUCAAACCCAUCUGAGGCUCUUCCAUUGAUCACUGGCGCCGCGAAGGUGUUCAGAUACAAUCAAAUUGCAGCCUCUACAGCUGGUGCGAUUUGGGUUUUGCUCAGCUUCAAGGAUUUGAAGACGGCGAACAAGAUACGGACGGGAUGGCCAGGCAUUGUUGGCGCGUUUGCUGGAACAACACUAAUCGCUGGCCCUGGAGCUGCUAUGGCCGCAUGUGGGCUUGGAGGGAGGAAUGUCUGGCGAAGAAGGAGGCUAGUGAAACAAAGAAGACAAAGUGAGAGAUGA